AUGCAGGCCAACGGGUUCGGACGCAUCGUGUUCCUCACCGGCGACGGCGCCUGGAACGGCUCCGGCGAGCGCUCCCACGUCUCCGCCGCCAAGAUGGGCGUCGUGGGUCUGGCUCGGGGAUUGGCCUCCGAGUUCGCUCCCAGCAACAUAAGGGUCAACGUGGUCUCUCCAGGCCGCAUCGACACCAGCCGCGACCUCGCCUGGUAUCCCGGCCAGAACAUGGCCGACACCUCCGAGAUCCCUCUGGGCCGCCUCGGCCACGUCGACGACAUAGCCGGCGCCGUCGCAUUCCUCGCCACCGACGACUGCGGCUUCAUCACCGGCCAGACCAUCCACGUAAACGGCGGCACCGCCUAUUUCUGA
Geodia barretti is the source of this 363-nucleotide messenger RNA. Lineage: Eukaryota; Metazoa; Porifera; Demospongiae; Tetractinellida; Geodiidae. The record is from the annotation of a GenBank genome assembly.